Molecule: messenger RNA, 2575 nt
Organism: Ceratina calcarata
Lineage: Eukaryota; Metazoa; Arthropoda; Insecta; Hymenoptera; Apidae
Product: solute carrier family 35 member F2
Exons: 8
Coding region: 45-1334 (429 amino acids)
Biological process (GO): transmembrane transport
Cellular component (GO): membrane
Molecular function (GO): transmembrane transporter activity
Source: RefSeq, a predicted model, not a curated record
GCGCCCGGUCACGAAAGCUGGCGGUUAAGGGCCUCGGGGUGAAAAUGCACCCUGGCAUGGGAGUGUCAACGUGCGAUCGUCGUUGCGGCGAAAAUACAGCGAUCCAGCCCAGGAACGGGGUCUGCGACAAGAUCGAGAAUUACAUAUCUGACUUAGGUCAAUGGUCAGUAUGGAGAGCUAUAAUAUUGGGGCAAACGCUGUCCCUGGUAUUAUGUUUGAUGACUCUCGUAAAUCAUCACGUUAACACCGCGUACCACUUCGCCCACCCAACCGGACAAAAUCUCCCGCAUUAUGUUAUGAUGUGCCUUGUAUACACAACCUGGAUGUCCUGCAGAAGAGGGGUAGGGAACGGUCUAAUGUCUGUCAUAAAGGCUCGCGGCUGGAGGUACUUGCUGUUGGCUCUCAUUGACGUCGAGGCGUGUACGCUCGUAACAUCCUCGCAUCAAUUCACCAGCCUAACUAGCAUACAGCUGCUCGAUUGUGUGGCAAUACCAGUUGCACUCGCGUUGUCCUGUUUGGUCCUGGGAGUGCGGUACCGCAUGGUGCACAUAGUCGGUGUUUCCGUUUGUUUGAUGGGCGUUGGGUGUUUGGUCUGGGCAGGAAUCGAUGACAAUAAAGAUCCUAUGUCCACAGGGAAAAAUCAACUCGUUGGCGAUAUGCUAUGCCUCGGUGGGGCGGUGCUGUUUUCGAUAACCACGGUGCUACAAGAAUUAGCUGUGAAGACAGUCGAUAUCAUCGAGUACCUAGGCAUGAUCGGUUUCUACGGUACUAUACUAUGCUGCAUGCAAACAGCGGUGCUGGAGAAUUUAAAGCUGGAUACAUUGGAAACGUGGAACAACGCACCGAUAAUCACGUAUUUAGUGGUUUAUUGCAUCACUCAAUUCGUGUUCUUCUCAUUGGUGCCUGUUAUUUUGUACGAAUCUGGUGCGACUGCGUUGCAAUUAGCAUUGCUCACCGCAGAUUCGUUUAACGCUUUAUCUGGCAUGCUGGUUCAUCAGUACAAGUUUCACGUAUUGUACUUCGCCUCGUACACGCUCACAAUGAUGGGCAUAUACAUUUACGCGAUAAAGAGAACGCCGAUGUCGUCGAACUCGCGAAGGCAACACGCACCAGAGCCCACUGCUCCAGAUUACAGUGACGUGAUUUUAAGACAUAUGUCUCAUCCCGACGGUGAGGUGGAGAUGGUAACGAGCUCUGGGAUGUCCGGAGUGAGUGGAACUCUGGACGCAAGGGCAUCAACCCAUAGCAGUGAGAAGGAAAUUGAUGGGAAUUUACAACCAAGCGUUAGUUCGGACACAGCCUUCACCUCUUUUUACGGCAGUUACUACGAUUAGGAGAAACCACGCGAAAGGAAAAUUGCGUUGUUCACAUUUUACAUGAAAUCUUUUGGAGUAUUCGCACUACGCAGUCUGUCCGGAAAUCAUCACGACUUGUAUCGUCACGAUCUUAAGAGACCCGUGAUUUUCAGCAGGUGAAUCCAUAAUCCGAAAUGAGAGGCGUAGGGAAAAGCAGGUAAAAGCUGCCUCACUGGGACCCGGCCAAGAGUACGGGUCAGAUCCCUUGCUGUUGAAGGAGAUGCGGUCAAGUCAUUUGUAAUUCAUAAAUAAAAUCGAUGACUUCUCGACAACGUGUUCCCUUGUCCAACAGGUACUUACAAAGAUCUAAACAGCAGGGGAUCUGACCCGUACUCUUAGCUCGGUCAAGUCUGUUCUACUAUUACUUAAAUAGACUGAAAAGAUUAACAAUUGUAUCUUCCUUGGCAGAAAAGCAAAGCAAAAAAAGAAGAAACGCUUUUCAUAUUCAUUCGCGUUAACUUUUUUUUGAUGAUAAAUUAUUAAAACGUGUUCUGAAAAAUCUAUGUAUGAACGCGCAGUUUGUCGGUCAGGUUGGCGAGCAAGUAGAACACUUGGAUUUUAUGUGCGCUGGAUCAUUAAAAUCAAUUCUUUCAAGUAGAUUUUCCGCGCUGCGCAUUGUAUGUAUUUGUGCGCUGCCGAUAUUGCACAGAUAUUGUAGCUUACUUGGCACUCGCAUUUCGCAAUACAACAGCAGUGAAUUGCUUGCUUUCAACUGCUGAAAAUCACGGUUCUUCUGAGAUAGUGAUAAUUUCCGAACAGACUUAUGUGGAUACUCCAUCCGAUUAAUGGGAAACGCUCUUUCCACGUUCACAUAAAUAAGGAUACAUAGAUCUUUCCAAUAAAUAAAUUUGUAAUACGUAUUGCAGUGUUCCGAGCAGGAUUUUUCUAAGAAUUUAACCGUCUCGAAUAUCUUAGCUAACGAAUGCGAUCUUCGUUACUGAUUUCAACGUUUAGCAGGAUACAUAUGUAGAUAUAAUUACUAUAAAUUCUUCUUGCUCAAGAUGCUUUGUAUAAACGAAGCGAUACGAUUAAUUGUCACUAGAUUUAAGGAAGACUAAUUUCCUUGUAAAAUACUAAGAUGAUAAUUAUUUUUUAUUCUUGUUAUUAUACCUUUGUUGGACUGCGUUAGGCUGUUUAUGUGAUUCGCGCGUAAAACUAUUGUUUCAACUGUUGUGUAUAUUUUCUUGAAGUAACCGAAAUAAACUAACAGUAAACCAAAA